AUGGCCUAUUUGGAAACGAAAGGACAUGAGACAGAAAGAUUGAGAACGGAAAGUGAUGUAUGGAUAGAAAACGAGAUGUUAAAUGACAAGGAGAAAGAAGAAUUUGGAAAACAGGAAAUACAAGAACAAAUGAAAGAAUUGGAAAAAAAGUAUGAGAUAAAAAACCUGAGAAUAGAAAGUGAUAAUAGGCGAGUACAAGAGAUGGUAUAUGAAUAUGACUUGGAGAAAAUCGAAUAUGAAAUACAGGACACAGAGGAACAAAUGAAGGAAUUGGAAACAAAAGGACACGAGGAAGAAAACUUACGGAUAGAAAGUGAUGAAAGGAACGGACAGAAUGUGGAAAAACAGAUGGUAAAUGAAUAUGAAAUGGGGAGAGGCUUAUGGGAAGACCAUGAAACAGUGAAACAAAUAAAAAAAACUGGAAACAAAAGAACACAGAAUAGAGAAGCAGGAAAGAAAACAACAGAUAGAAAGCCUAAUAAUAGAAAACGAUGA
Parnassius apollo (apollo) is the source of this 495-nucleotide messenger RNA. NCBI's taxonomy places the organism in Eukaryota, Metazoa, Arthropoda, Insecta, Lepidoptera, Papilionidae. The record is from the annotation of a GenBank genome assembly.